CUGUAGAGACACCAACCAGGCUGUUUGUUUCUACGCCUCCGCAGCGGGAAUACAAACGGGUUGAAACAGUUUGGGGUAAUUAUGCUAAUUUCAAGUCGGACUAAAGAUGCGGGAAUUCAACCAGAAGGAGCCGCGACUUUUUCCAAUAAAGUAACUGUGCAGCAGAAGUGGACGUAAACUUUUUUGGACUGUGAUCGGUAUUUUAAUGUCACGGCUGUUGUGUUAUGUGCUGCUUCUGUAGUUUUUUACAUUUUUUGAGUGGUGUGUUUUAUAUCGACUGUUUUUCAAGUGCAAAAAUCGAGAGUGAGACUUCCACAUCUCAGGAAUUCAACGCCAAGAACUGAAGGGUCCGUGAACGUCGCAGGUAGCUAGCUAACUUGGUAGCGACUUUUAGGAUUGUUUCGACAUUUACUGAUAGACGUGAGCAACAUAAAACGCAUAUUUCUCCAUAAAUAGAGACUCUGGAGUGUUCCGCACACAACUAACGUGAGCUAAAUGCUCUGUGUGAGGUUUUCCAGGGUUGCAGGUUGUUUAAACAAACUGUGGUCUAAAUCAGCCUCCACCGUUAGCCUCCGCAGCUAACGUCCCAACAUGCCGCAGCUGAGCAGAGACGGAGACGAUCUGGGGGCUAACGAUGAGCUGAUCGCGUUCAAAGACGAGGGGGAGCAGGAGGAGAAGCCCAAUGUGUCCUCGGAGCGGGACUUAGAUGAUGUCAAGUCGUCCCUGGUCAACGAGUCAGAGACCACCAGCAGCUCGGACUCGGAGGCAGACAGACGCCGGAAGCCCCAUCCAGAUGCUGAGAGCAGGGCCAGGUACGGCCAGGUGAUUGAGGAAGAGAUGAGGAAGCAGCAGAGCGCAGGCUUCUACCAACCGUCUCCGUACGUCGGUUAUCCCUUCUUCAUGAUCCCGGACCUCGGGAACCUCUGCAGUCCCUACCUCACCAAUGGAGCUCUCUCCUCGAGUGGCCGGACGUACCUGCCAUUUCAGUGGCCUCUCCUCGAUAUUCCAGGAAGAGCAGCUAUCAGAGAUUCUGCUACUCCUACACACCUGUCUCACAGCGUCCCUGUGGUGCAGCAUCCUCACAUGACCCACCUUCAUCCCCUGCUCUAUAGUCCUGAGGCCUUCUCCCCACAGAGGGCUUCGCCUGGGUUCUCUCCUGAGCCAGGUAUGUCGAGAAGUCCUCACACCGCCUGUUAUCCAGUUUCUCCUGGAGGCAUGACUCCCGUCCCACACACGCUAGGAUGGCUGCCGGGGCAGUCCAUGUACCCCAUCGCAGGGGGCUUCUCACCUGCAGCCCUAGCUAUGAAUGCCUCCAUGUCCAGUUUAGUGUCGAGCAGCUUCUCUCCACGUUUGGUACCGACCCCCCAGUCGUCUGUUCCUCACCCUGCAGCUGUGAAGCAAGAGCCUGGAUGCAGCAACAGCCAACAUCCUGGAAAAUUCCCCUCCAGCUCUGAGCACGACAAGGAAGACGAGAGGAAGCCCCACAUCAAGAAGCCGCUGAAUGCUUUCAUGCUCUACAUGAGAGAGGAGAGACCUAAAGUUGUGGCUCAGUGCAAAGUAAAAGAGAGCGCCACCAUCAACCAAAUCCUGGGCCAACGGUGGCAUUCCCUGUCCAAAGAAGAACAAGCUAAAUAUUAUGACCUGGCUCGCAAAGAGAGACUCCUCCACUCCAAGCUGUACCCCAACUGGUCGGCCAGAGACAACUAUGGGAAGAAGAAGAAGAGGAAGAGGGCGAAGAGUGAAACUCAGCUUGAAGGUGCUCCCGUUACAGACGACCUCCCUCCACAGCUUAAGAAACCUCGAGAGGAGAUGCCACACACACACACUCCCCUCACACACAUUUCACACACACGGCCUCACCUGACUCAUCCACACACUGUGUCCCAUCUGACGCACACCCAUCUGUCUCAAGCCAGUCCCGCCUCCUCCUUGGACUCGCCAGCGACACCCACCACGGCACUGGCCUCGCCCGCGGGCCCGGCUGCUACACACACCGAGCACACACACUCAUCCUACAGCUACAGCGGACACGGCUCACCUUACGGCGAGCAGCUGCAGCCAUUAUCCCUCACCACCAAGUCCCAGCGCACCAUCCACUCUGUAAACCGUAACACCACCACUCCAGGAUCCUCCACACCCUCCUCCACAGACACACCCACCUCCUCACCCCCCACAGAUUCCUCCAGACGAUCCCCACAGCCUCCUCCACUGGUCUCUCGCCCUUUCCUCGUCCCGCCUCCUACCUCCUCUCAACGAUGAGCUGCCAACUCUCUCUGAACAGCCAAUCAGCUUUAAGGAUCUCAAACACAACAUGAAAUGUGCCUCUUUCUAAAUGCUGUGUAAAUAAGCUUCUUUUAAAAACCUUUUUAUAGACCAGUCAUAUUUUAUACUAGUAUGAAAAGGACAUAUUUGGUCAAUAUUUGACUGCAUCUAAAAACUGUAUUUUUGACUUUCACUUUUUCUACAUUGUUGUAAGGAGGAAACAGUUUGUUGGAAGUGAGGUGUGAUACAAGAGUUUGUUUCAGAAAAGCUUUUUUUCCACUUUGUAGUUCUUGAUGUAAAGUUAGGUUUUGGUUUGUGUAAAUAAAUUCACACUGAGUACUAA
This is a messenger RNA of Girardinichthys multiradiatus, 2605 nucleotides long. RefSeq names its product transcription factor 7-like 1-A. The coding region runs from base 592 to 2259 and encodes 555 amino acids. Gene Ontology annotation, cellular component: beta-catenin-TCF complex; catenin-TCF7L2 complex. Gene Ontology annotation, biological process: canonical Wnt signaling pathway; regulation of transcription by RNA polymerase II. The transcript has 12 exons. The record is from RefSeq and is a predicted model, not a curated record. NCBI's taxonomy places the organism in Eukaryota, Metazoa, Chordata, Actinopteri, Cyprinodontiformes, Goodeidae. Gene Ontology annotation, molecular function: RNA polymerase II cis-regulatory region sequence-specific DNA binding; DNA-binding transcription factor activity, RNA polymerase II-specific.